Messenger RNA from Malania oleifera, 1741 nucleotides. Its product is annotated as inositol 3-kinase. Bases 333 to 1493 code for a protein of 386 amino acids. Gene Ontology annotation, molecular function: kinase activity. The transcript is spliced from 2 exons. NCBI's taxonomy places the organism in Eukaryota, Viridiplantae, Streptophyta, Magnoliopsida, Santalales, Ximeniaceae. The record is from RefSeq and is a predicted model, not a curated record. Gene Ontology annotation, biological process: myo-inositol hexakisphosphate biosynthetic process.
AUUUCCAUUUUUCGGUUGCCCAUCUUUAUUAUUAUUUUCUUUUGCCUGCACUUCUUCUCCCGCUUCUCUCCAACGAACGGAGUCGUUUCGCGCGCGUCCUCUUGCUUAGACCACGUUUCCCCCGUUGUUUACAUCGGCUGUGUCUCCGCUGACAGCUCACACCCACGUCACUUCUCAUCCCAACUCUCAUCAUCAUCCUCUCUCUCUCUCUCUCUCUCUCUCUCUUCAGGUCCGCCAUUAAUGGUACCUCACAAACCCUAACCCUACCAUUUCAUGUCCACGCAAUCGACCACGGCAAGCAUCCGAGCAUUCACUUGCCGACCAAACCUCUCAUGGCGAGAGACCAACGAGAACCCGAUGCCGCGGCGGCCCCCUGCCGAAGCCUGGUGGUCGGGAACUAUUGCCACGACGUCCUAAUGCGCGACGGCGUCGUUUUGGCCGAGACCCUAGGCGGCGCCACCUCCUUUAUCUGCACCGUCCUCGACGGCCUCUCCAUCCCCUCCCAUUGCAUCGCCAAAGUUGGGUCGGACUUCGCCUACCCGGUGUCUCAUAGCCCGGUCGCUGUGCCCUCGUCGGCGACCACUCUCUUCCACGCCCAUUUCUUCUCGGAGCUACAAUCGGAUGCGCACGGGGACCGGGUCCUCAAGCGGGUCCGGGCCUGCGAUCCCAUUUCCCCGUCAGAUCUCCCCGAAAGCCGAUUCGCCUUCGGAAUGGCGGUCGGCGUUGGGGGAGAAAUAUCUCCGGAAACCCUAGAGCGGAUGCUGGAUAUCUGCGAUGUUGUGCUUGUUGACAUUCAGUCCUUGAUUAGAGAAUUUGAUCCUUCUGAUGGAACUGUGAAGCUUGUAAAUUUGAAAGAGAGUGGAUUCUUCCACCUGCUGCCGCGAGUUGGGUUUUUGAAGGCUUCGGAGGAGGAAGCUCCGUUUUUGGAUGUGGAGGAGGCAAGGAAGUGCUGUUGUGUUAUUGUGACGAAUGGGGAGGACGGUUGCACGGUGUACUGGCAGGGUGAAGAGUGGCGCAUUUCGCCUUUUCCGACUGUUCAGGUUGAUCCUACAGGUGCUGGAGAUAGUUUUCUCGGCGGAUUUGUUUCUGGGCUGGUUGAGGCAUUGGCUGUGCCUGAUGCUGCUUUGUUGGGGAACUUGUUUGGGUCGCUGACUGUCAGCCAAAUUGGGCUGCCCAAGUUCGACUCAGGGAUAUUGCAGAGAGUCAAGGAUGAGGUGCAGAGAAGGAAGAUGCAAUACAUUGGCUGCAAUGAAAGAAGAAAAAACAGUGAUAUGAACUUUACAAAGCCAGUUGGACACAAACAGUUCCAUGCAUCCCUUAGCACAGCCAGACUAAUAUCCGCCUCCCUCACCGAGGACUGUCAAUGGGAUUUACAAGACUCUACCCCUAAAGCUGUAGAGGAGAGCAUGCACCCCCAAUGCAGUGGACAGCAGAGGUUAUCUAUUAAUACUGUUUAUGAAGAACCCAUUCAAUCUGUUGAUGGUAGACCAUAACACAGCUUCAGAUUCUACCCAAAGAAGGGUAGAAAUAAAAGUGAAUAGAUCUUUAAAAAUUGUCUUCAAUAAUUUGGCUGGAGCAGAGACAGCUGCAAAAAGGGCUUUAUAGCAGUUAAAACCUUGGGGGUGAGGGGAGGUUACCUGUUCUUGAAAAAACCUUAAGGCGAAUUCCCACUUGAUUGUUAUAAUUAUACAUUGAUAUGCGCCAUUUAACUGUUGAAAUAAUCAUAGCUUUUAAUUUUUCA